AUGGCAACCCCUAAGUACAAUAAUGUGUUACCUGUACUCGGGCUGGCUGGCGCCUCUUACGUGUUUCCCGAGGGAGCCCAAGGACCGCCCGCCAGUGCACAGGAAACACUUACCUCCGCCCCGCUACCUGGAGGAGGAGAUAGUGGCUUCCCUGGUGCCAGUCAACAGUUUGGUCUUAAUGGUAUCAACGGGAAUGCAGUGGAUAAUCUAUCAGGUGGCAGAGGAAGCCAACAGAUCUUCGGCCACGAUGGUGACGCCGGUGAUAUCCUGGGCAGCUUGGUUGGGGAGAGUCGACGGCAGCAGAUCUUUAGCCUCGUUGAUAAAGAUCCGAUAGAGCUGCUCGAGGAGGCCAUUGCUGGUGGCGGUGUUCCUGGGGUGGACUACACCAUCCUCUCCUCUGUCCCUCUCACCGCCUUCUCCUGUCUGGGUCGACUUCCUGGUUACUACGCUGACACUGCCCCCGAGGCCGGCUGUCAGGUGUUUCACAUCUGCCAAGGAGGAGGAAGGAUCAACUCGUUCCUGUGUCCCAACGGCACCAUCUUCAACCAGCAGUAUUUUGUGUGUGACUGGUGGUUCAACUUUGACUGUUCCACUGCUGAACAGUACUACGGCCUCAACGCUGAAAUAGGCAAGACUGACGUGACGCUGACCGGCGCCACCAUCUACGGCAUCAAUGAAUUCCCUCAAGCGUCUCGCACAGUUACAAGUGUUGCCGGUGUUUUCGGCGGAGCUGGGCCUGCUGAUGACGCCCGCGGUGUUUCCGGACCUAUCUCAAGCAUUACGGGUUCUUCAGGGUCUUCUAGUGGUCGUCCUGCCUCUCCCGGCGGUGGUCGUCUUGGCAGUAACCUCGGCGUUACAUCUGGUCUAGACGGCUCACACAGUUCUGGGAUUGGUGGCCUUCCUGGUGGUGGUUUUGGUUCACCCAUCCAGAGUGUACCUGCUGGUACUGGCAGCAGUGGUCGACCUGGGAGCGGCUAUGAGUAUGGUCCUGCCACACAAGGUUCAUCACUGAUUCCUAUUGAAGGACUCAGUCGUACUCCUAGCAGCGCUGGUCGUCCUGGUAGUAUUAGACGUCCAUCACAUGAUUUUGGUAAUCAUCCAGGUGGUAGUUUAGGUACUCAGAGUUCACCAGUAGAUUCAGACAGCAGCAAUGAGAUUCAUCAUGGUAGUGACGUCAGCGGCAGCGGCUCGUCUAGUGCCAGUAGUGGAACAGCUACAAGCAGCGUGCUUGGCUCAGGUGCUGGUCAAAGUUUUUCACCUGAAGAAUUUGGAAGUGGUGGAUCUGAGAGCGGAGUUAGUGCAGGCUCUGGUCCACAGGGCGUAGCUGGUAUUAGUAGCAGCAGUAGCACUCCUAACACUGGGUAUGAGUAUGGUCCUGCCACACCAAGUGUAUCCCUCAUUCCUGGUACACCUGGUCGUCCUACCUCGAGUACCGAUACUCGUCCUUCUGCUGAUGCUGGUGGCCGUCCUGGCACUAGUGCUGGUGGUCGUCCAGGCACUAGUGCUGGUGGUCGUCCUGGCACUAGUGCGGGUGGUCGUCCUGGCACUAGUGCGGGUGGUCGUCCUGGCACUAGUGAGGGUGGUCGUCCUGGCACUAGUGCUGGUAGUCAUCCUGGCAGCACCUUUGGCUCUACCACCCAAGGUGUUUCCUCUACUACUGGCAUCAGUGGUCGUCCUGGUAGUGGCUACCAAUAUGGUCCUGGCACACAAGGUGUAUCACUUGUCCCUGGUGAAGGAGUUCGACCUGCCCCUGGUAGUCGCCAACAUGUCCCUGGUAGUGGUCGACCUGUCCCUGGUAGUGGUCAACGUGUCCCUGGUAGUGGUCAACAUGCCCCUGGUAGUGGUCAACCUGUCCCUGGUAGUGGUAGUCCUGUUCCUGGUAGUGAUAGUCCUGUCCCUGGUAGAGAUAGUCCUGCCCCUGGUAGUGGUCAACCUGUCCCUGGUAGUGGUAGUCCUGUCCCUGGUAGUGAUAGUCCUGUCCCUGGUAGUGGUCGACCUGUCCCUGGUAGUGGUCGACCUAUCCCUGGUAGUGGUCAACCUGUCCCUGGUAGUGGUCAACGUGUCCCUGGUAGUGGUCAACAUGCUGGUAGUGGUCAACCUGUCCCUGGUAGUGGUCAACGUGUCCCUGGUAGUGGUCAACAUGCCCCUGGUAGUGGUCAGCCUGUCCCUGGUAGUGAUAGUCCUGCCCCUGGUAGUGGUCAACCUUUCCUGGUAGUGGUCAACCUGUCCCUGGUAGUGGUCAACCUGUCCCUGGUAGUGGUCAACCUGCCCCUGGUAGUGGUCAACCUGCCCCUGGUAGUGGUCAUCCUGCCCCUGGUAGUGGUAGUCCUGUCCCUGGUAGUGGUCGACCUGUCCCUGGUAGUGGCCGUCCUUAUCCUAGUGCUGGUACUGUUCAUUCACCAAGUACUGCAUUUGGUACCACCCCAAGUAGUGGUCGUCCUACCUCUAGUACUGGUAUUCGUCCUUCUGCUGAUGUUGGUAGUCGUCCUGGGACUAGUGCUGGUGGUCGUCCUGGCAGCAGCUUUGGCUCUACCACCCAAGGUGUUUCCCCAACUACUGGCAUCAGUGGUCGUCCUGGUAGUGGCUACCAAUAUGGUCCUGGCACACAAGGUGUAUCACUUGUCCCUGGUGAAGGAGUUCGACCUGUCCCUGCUAGUGGUCAACCUGUCCCUGGUAGUGGUAGUCCUGCCCCUGGUAGUGGUCGACCUGUCCCUGGUAGUGGUCGUCCUGUCCCUGAUAGUGGCCGUCCUGCCCCUGGUAGUGGUAGUCCUGUCCCUGGUAGUGGUCAACCUGCCCCUGGUAGUGGUCAACCUGUCCCUGUGGCCGUCCUGCCCUGGUAGUGCUGCUCCUGGUAGUCCUGUCCCUGGUAGUGGCCGUCCUGCCCCUGGUAGUGCUGCUCCUGGUAGUCCUGUCCCUGGUAGUGGUCGACCUGUCCCUGGUAGUGGUCGACCUGUCCCUAGUAGUGGCCGUCCUGCCCCUGGUAGUGGUAGUCCUGUCCCUGGUAGUGGUAGUCCUGCCCCUGGAAGUGGUCGUCCUACCUCUAGUACUGGUAUUCGUCCUUCUGCUGAUGUUGGUAGUCGUCCUGGGACUAGUGCGGGUGGUCGUCCUGGCAGCAGCUUUGGCUCUACAACCCAAGGUGUUUCCCCAACUACUGGCAUCAGUGGUCGUCCUGGUAGUGGCUACCAAUAUGGUCCUGGCACACAAGGUGUAUCACUUGUCCCUGGUGAAGGAGUUCGACCUGUCCCUGGUAGUGGUCAACCUGUCCCUAGUAGUGGUCGACCUGUCCCUGGUAGUGGUCAACCUGUCCCUGGUAGUGGUAGUCCUGUCCCUGGUAGUGGCCGUCCUGCCCCUGGUAGUGCUGCUCCUGGUAGUAGCCGUCAUGACCCUAGUAGUGGUAGUCCUGCCCCUGGAAGUGGUCGUCUUACCCCUGGUAGUGGUAGUCCUGUCCCUGGUAGUGGCCGUCCUGCCCCUGGUAGUGGUAGUCCUGUCCCUGGUAGUGGCCGUCCUGCCCCUGGUAGUGCUACCCCCGGUAUUGGCCGUCCUGCCCCUGGUAGUGGUAGUCCUACCCCUGGAAGUGGUCGUCUUACCCCUUCUAGUGGUAGUACUACUUCUGGUAUUGGUAGUCGUCCCAGUGCCUCUGGUGCCUUCGGGUCACCUGCUCCUUCUGUUGACAGUAAUGAGAUCCGUCCAGGUAGUGGACUGGCCUCAGGCACACAAGGUGCAUAUGUUGCCACGGGAAGUACGACCCGACCUGUUAGUGGUUAUGAGUAUGGUCCAGGUACACAAGGCGUGUCACUAGUCCCAGGUAGUGCUCGUCCUACGCCUGGUACUGAUGGUCGUCCAAUCACUAGUGCAGGAGGUCGUCCUGGCACUAGUGCGGGUGGUCGUCCUGGCAGCACCUUUGGCUCUACCACCCAAGGGGUUUCCCCUACUACUGGCAUCAGUGGUCGUCCUGGUAGUGGCUACCAAUAUGGUCCUGGCACACAAGGUGUAUCACUUGUCCCUGGUGAAGGAGUUCGACCUGCCCCUGGUAGUGGUCAACCUGCCCCUGGUAGUGGUCGACCUGCCCCUGGUAGUGGUCGACCUGUCCCUGGUAGUGGUCGACCUGUCCCUGGUAGUGGUAGUCCUGCCCCUGGUAGUGGUAGUCAUGUUCCUGGUAGUGGUCGACCUGCCCCUGGUAGUGGUCGACCUGUCCCUGAUAGUGGUCGACCUGCCCCUGGUAGUGGUCGACCUGUCCCUGGUAGUGGUAGUCAUGUUCCUGGUAGUGGUCGUCCUGCCCCUGGUAGUGGCCGUCCUUCUCCUAGUACUGGUACUGUUCAUUCACCAAGUAAUGCAUUUGGUGCCACCCCAAGUAGUGGUCGUCCUACCUCUAGUACUGGUAUUCGUCCUUCUGCUGAUGUUGGUAGUCGUCCUGGCACUAGUGCGGGUGGUCGUCCAGGCACUAGUGCUGGUGGUCGUCCUGGCAGCACCUUUGGCUCUACCACCCAAGGGGUUUCCCCUACUACUGGCAUCAGUGGUCGUCCUGGUAGUGGCUACCAAUAUGGUCCUGGCACACAAGGUGUAUCACUUGUCCCUGGUGAAGGAGUUCGACCUGUCCCUGGUAGUGGUCAACCUGUCCCUGGUAGUGGUAGUCCUGCCCCUGGUAGUGGUCGACCUGUCCCUGGUAGUGGUCAACCUUUCCCUGGAAGUGGUCGACCUGUCCCUGGUAGUGGUCUACCUUUCCCGGGAAGUGGUCGACCUGUCCCUGGUAGUGGUCGUCCUGUCCCUGGGAGUGGUCGUCCUGUCCCUGGUAGUGGUCGUCCUGCCCCUGGUAGUGGCCGUCCUUCUCCUAGUACUGGUACUGUUCAUUCACCAACUAAUGCAUUUGGUACCACCCCAAGUAGUGGUCGUCCUACCUCUAGUACUGGUAUUCGUCCUUCUGCUGAUGUUGGUAGUCGUCCUGGCACUAGUGCGGGUGGUCGUCCUGGCACGAGUGCUGGUGGUCGUCCUGGCAGCACCUUUGGCUCUACCACCCAAGGUGUUUCCCCUACUACUGGCAUCAGUGGUCGUCCUGGUAGUGGCUACCAAUAUGGUCCUGGCACACAAGGUGUAUCACUUGUCCCUGGUGAAGGAGUUCGACCUGUCCCUGGUAGUGAUAGUCCUGCCCCUGGUAGUGGUCGACCUGUCCCUGGUAGUGGUCGACCUAUCCCUGGUAUUAGCCGUCCUGUCCCUGAUAGUGGUCGACCUGUCCCUGGUAGUGGUCGACCUAUCCCUGGUAGUGGUCGACCUAUCCCUGGUAGUGGUCGACCUAUCCCUGGUAGUGGUCGACCUGUCCCUGGUAGUGGCCGUCCUGCCCCUGGUAGUGGUAGUCCUGUCCCUGGUAGUGGCCGUCCUGCCCCUGGUAGUGCUACCCCCGGUAUUGGCCGUCCUGCCCCUGGUAGUGGUAGUCCUACCCCUGGAAGUGGUCGUCUCACCCCUUCUAGUGGUAGUACUACUUCUGGUAUUGGUAGUCGUCCCAGUGCCUCUGGUGCCUUCGGGUCACCUGCUCCUUCUGUUGACAGUAAUGAGAUCCGUCCAGGUAGUGGACAGGCCUCAGGCACACAAGGUGCAUAUGUUGCCACGGGAAGUACGACCCGACCUGUUAGUGGUUAUGAGUAUGGUCCAGGUACACAAGGCGUGUCACUAGUCCCAGGUAGUGUUCGUCCUACGCCUGGUACUGAUGGUCGUCCAGCCUUUGGCGCUGGUGGUCAUCCAGCAACUACUAUUAGUGCUCAUCCAACCACUAGUGCUGGUCGUCAUCCAACUACUAUUGUUGGCGGUCAUCCUGGCACUAGUGCUAGUAGUCAUCUUGGCAUUAGUGCGGGUGGUCGUCCUGGCACUAGUGCUAGUAGUCGUCCUGGCAUUAGUGCGGGUGGUCGUCCUGGCACUAGUGCUGGUAGUCUCCCUGGCACUAGUGCUGGUGGUCGUCCUGGCCCUAGUGCUGGUGGUCGUCCAGGCACUAGUGCUGGUGGCCGUCCUGGCACUAGUGCUGGUGGUCGUCCUGGCACUACUGCGGGUGGUCGUCCUGGCAGCACCUUUGGCUCUACCGUCCAAGGUGUUUCCCCUACUACUGGCAUCAGUGGUCGUCCUGGUAGUGGCUACCAAUAUGGUCCUGGCACACAAGGUGUAUCACUUGUCCCUGGUGAAGGAGUUCGACCUGUCCCUGGUAGUGGUCAACCUGCCCCUGGUAGUGGCCGUCCUGCCCCUGGUAGUGGGCGUCCUGCCCCUGGUAGUGCUGCUGCUGGUAGUGGCCGUCCUGCCCCUGGUAGUGCUGCCCCUGGUAGUGGCCGUCCUGCUCCUGGUAGUGGCCGUCCUGCCCCUGGUAGUGGUAGUCCUGUCCAUGGUAGUGGUAGUCCUGUCCCUGGUAGUGGCCGUGCACCCUGUGGUCGUCCUACCUCUAGUACUGGUAUUCGUCCUUCUGCUGAUGUUGGUAGUCGUCCUGGCACUAGUGCGGGUGGUCGUCCUGGCACGAGUGCUGGUGGUCGUCCAGUCACUAGUGCUGGUGGUCGUCCUGGCACUAGUGUAGGUGGUCGUCCUGGCAGCAGCUUUGGCUCUACCGUCCAAGGUGUUUCCCCGACUACUGGCAUCAGUGGUCGUCCUGGUAGUGGCUACCAAUAUGGUCCUGGCACACAAGGUGUAUCACUUGUCCCUGGUGAAGGAGUUCGACCUGCCCCUGGUAGUGGUCAACCUGUCCCUGGUAGUGGUCGACCUGUCCCUGGUAGUGGUAGUCCUGUCCCUGGUAGUGGUCGUCCUGCCCCUGGUAGUGGUAGUCCUGUCCUUGGUAGUGGUCGUCCUGCCACUGGUAGUGGCCGUCCUUCUCCUAGUACUGAUACUGUUCAUUCACCAAGUACUGCAUUUGGUACCACCCCAAGUAGUGGUCGUCCUACCUCUAGUACUGGUAUUCGUCCUUCUUCUGAUGUUGGUAGUCGUCCUGGCACUAGUGCUGGUGGUCGUCCUGGCAGCACCUUUGGCUCUACCACCCAAGGUGUUUCCCCUACUACUGGCAUCAGUGGUCGUCCUGGUAGUGGCUACCAAUAUGGUCCUGGCACACAAGGUGUAUCACUUGUCCCUGGUGAAGGAGUUCGACCUGUCCCUGCUAGUGGUAGUCCUGUCCCUGGUAGUGGUAGUCCUGUCCCUGGUAGUGGUAGUCCUGCCCCUGGUAGUGCUGCCCCUGGUAGUCCUGUCCCUGUUAGUGGCCAACCUUUCCCUGGUAGUGGUAGUCCUGUCCCUGGUAGUGGCCGUCCUGCCCCUGGUAGUGCUGCCCCUGGUAGUGGCCGUCCUGCCCCUGGUAGUGGCCGUCCACUGCCUGGGCAGUGGCCAGCCUUUCCUGGUAGUGGUAGUCCUGCCCCUGGUGGUGGCAAGUCCCUGUUCCUGGUAGUGCUGCCCUGUGCUGCCCCUGGUAGUCCUGCCCCUGGAAGUGGUCGUCUUACCCCUGGUAGUGGUAGUCCUGUCCCUGGUAGUGGCCGUCCUGCCCCUGGUAGUGGUAGUCCUGUCCCUGGUAGUGGCCGUCCUGCCCCUGGUAGUGCUACCCCCGGUAUUGGCCGUCCUGCCCCUGGUAGUGGUAGUCCUACCCCUGGAAGUGGUCGUCUUACCCCUUCUAGUGGUAGUACUACUUCUGGUAUUGGUAGUCGUCCCAGUGCCUCUGGUGCCUUCGGGUCACCUGCUCCUUCUGUUGACAGUAAUGAGAUCCGUCCAGGUAGUGGACUGGCCUCAGGCACACAAGGUGCAUAUGUUGCCACGGGAAGUACGACCCGACCUGUUAGUGGUUAUGAGUAUGGUCCAGGUACACAAGGCGUGUCACUAGUACCAGGAAGUGCUCGUCCUACGCCUGGUACUGAUGGUCGUCCAAUCACUAGUGCUGGAGGUCGUCCUGGCACUAGUGCGGGUGGUCGUCCUGGCAGCAGCUUUGGCUCUACCACUCAAGGUGUUUCCUCUACUACUGGCAUCAGUGGUCGUCCUGGUAGUGGCUACCAAUAUGGUCCUGGCACACAAGGUGUAUCACUUGUCCCUGGUGAAGGAGUUCGACCUGUCCCUGGUAGUGGUCUACCUUUCCCUGGAAGUGGUCGACCUGUCCCUGGUAGUGGUCGUCCUCCCCCUGGUAGUGGUCAACCUGUCCCUGGGAGUGGUCGACCUGUCCCUGGUAUUGGUCGACCUGUCCCUGCUAGUGGUGGUCGACCUGUCCCUGCUAGUGGUGGUCGACCUGUCCCUGCUAGUGGUGGUCGACCUGUCCCUGGUAUUGGUCGACCUGUCCCUGCUAGUGGUGGUCGACCUGUCCCUGCUAGUGGUGGUCGUCCUGUCCCUGCUAGUGGUGGUAGUGGGUCUAGUAUCCCACAUUCUCCCUCAGUUGUUCCCGGCAUUACAAGGCCGAGUGGGAGCGCCGGGGUGGGUGAAGUCAUCUCCGCCGCUGGUGGUGAUGGCGGCAGCGCUGGUCAAGGUGGCUACCACUACCCUACACCAGCUGUUCCUUUCAAUCUAUUCUGA
Molecule: messenger RNA, 8499 nt
Organism: Homarus americanus (American lobster)
Lineage: Eukaryota; Metazoa; Arthropoda; Malacostraca; Decapoda; Nephropidae
Product: mucin-19-like
Exons: 6
Coding region: 1-8499 (2832 amino acids)
Cellular component (GO): extracellular region
Molecular function (GO): chitin binding
Source: RefSeq, a predicted model, not a curated record